Molecule: messenger RNA, 11834 nt
Organism: Triplophysa rosa
Lineage: Eukaryota; Metazoa; Chordata; Actinopteri; Cypriniformes; Nemacheilidae
Exons: 12
Coding region: 10224-11828 (534 amino acids)
Molecular function (GO): ubiquitin-protein transferase activity
Source: RefSeq, a predicted model, not a curated record
AUAUCAUUCUGCAGGCACCACUCAGACAACCAGCCAUUUAGUGAUGAUAAUCUGCUAUAAAUCUCAUCACCACGAUAAGCAGUGAGGGGGCCAGAGAAUAUUACAGUGUCUGACAUCAUGCUUGCGAGCUCACACACCUCUUUAAUGUUAUCUUUUGUGAUCUCCGAUUGACGGAGUCGAACAUCAUUUGUGCCGACGUGAAUGACAAUCUUCGCCAACCUACCCCUACUCCAACCCUUAACCUAACCUAACCUAACCUAACAAUAAUAAAAAAAUAACUGUUUUCAGCGUGUCAAAAAUUAUUAUUGACGUGCGCCUGCCCAGUGGAGGUAGCUGUAUCCCUUCUAGUUAAACCGUAAUCACCACGUCCCAGCAACAUCCAUGACGAAUAUGGGAAUCACCAAGUUACUUCGCUGGAACGUUAUUUGGUACGUCGUGGCACCGAAUAUGGUCCAGUCCAGGUACGUCAUCAGGACGUAACUGUGUUAGCUGGGUCGUUAUUUUUCUAACUCGUGAAGCAGCGCGCAAUUACAAACUACCUGCAACAGCAGCACCAACAGGCUUGACAUAGCUUACUCCAAAAUGUAAACUAAUAACUGCUUGUAACAGGUCUGCUUCCAGCGUCCAUAAUAACGAAGACUUGAGAGAACAACUCAUGUUAUCCCCAAACUGUAGUAUAAUCCAUUAUAAGCAAUUUAUGACAACCUUUUACGGUUGUAUGUAGCAUAUUUAUGGGAUAGGCUACAUAUAUUUAACUUCAACAUAUUACAGCUUAACAUCAGGUCGAGAGCUCCCCAUGUAUUACACUGCCCUCUAGUGUCCGAUAGGCUACCACUGGUGUGUGAUCUGAGAACGCGCAAGAAUGGAUAACCGGCUUUUAAGCAUAUGACUAAUUUAACGGUCUUUACAAGCACAUUGUGCGUUUAUACGUCACGUGGCACAUACACUAAAUGAAACAUAAAUGAAUGAAUAGAGAUCUAACACAAUUGUCCUCUAUUGUGUCAGCACAGCAGCAAAGUAAAAGCGUAUUGUUUUCUGUCAUGAAACGCCACUAACUCAAACUCCGGUAUCAAGGAGUUGACAUAAAGAGAUGUUAUUUCGUAAUAACGGAUUAGUAUUUCGUUUUUACGGAUUAGUAUUUCGUUCUAACGGAUUAGUAUUUCGUUUUAACGGAUUAGUAUCUCGUUUUAACGGAUUAGUAUUUCGUUAUAACGAAUUAAAAUUUCUUGUAAUAUCUCGUUUUAACAAAUUAAAAUUUCUUGUAAUAUCUCGUUAUAACGAAUUAAUAUCUUGUUUUAACGGAUUAAUAUUUCGUUAUAACGAAUUAAUAUCUCAUUUUAACGGAUUAAUAUGUCGUUAUAACGAAUUAACAUCUCGUUUUAACGGAAAAAUAUUUCGUUAUAACGAAUUAACAUAAUUUUUUAUCACUUGCGGUUCAGAGCCACCAUACUAACGAACUUCACUAUUGCUGAUCGAUGUGUUUGUUUCUCUAGUGGUUAAACAAAGUAUUUCAUUUAUAAAUAUGUAUGAAUUUCAUUAAGUUCGAUCGAUUUUUUUUAUUUCACUAGUGUUCGUAAGAUGUAUUUCAUUGAUACAUAUGAAUGCAUUUCACUAAGUUCGAUCAAUGUUUUUAUUUCACUAGUGUUUGUAAGAGGUUUUUCAGUAAUGCAUAUGAAAGAAUUUCACUAAGUUCGAUCGAUUUUUUUAUUUCACUAGUGUUUGUAAGAGUCAUUUCAGUAAGGCUUAAACGGCCCCUCAUAAAAAAACAACAGGAAGUCAAAUUUAAAAGACUUCCCUGAUUUCAAGGAAAACGAAAAUGCAUGUUGUGACAGCAUUCUUCAAUGGGAAUAACCAUAUUCUUCUGAAAAACCCAAGGUUAGGACGUAGUGGUAUGUGGCAGGGCUGAGUAUUACAGCACAAACAUUUUAAACAUAGAACUGAGAUCACACAAACUAAUAUGAAUUAGACACCUUAUAGACAUCUCCGCAAUCAUUUUUAUUGAUUUUAUUUUUAAUCCUUACAUAAUUAAAUCUUAAAUAUAUUCAUUCAAUAUUUUCUGUUAUAAAUGUUCUGUUGGUUGUAUUUUGUUCAAACGUUUGUGUAGUCUUAAAAAACUGAAACAAAGUUCUUCUGGACCAGUGUCGAACCAGCGCUGUAUACGUCAUCCGAAGUAGUCUAUAAGGAAGAGACUGCCAUGAGAUUGCUGUUCAACUUAACAACGCUUUUAUUGAUUUUACUGCUAAAGAUGAAAAAAAAACAAAAAAUUGUGAUUUAAAAUAUUUUAAUAUCAACCAUAAAAUUUCAAUCUGGCACGAAAAGAGACAGCGGAGUAAAACAUUACAACUUUAAGUACCGGUAAAAAAUGACUUGCAGUAGAGAUAAACAAUAAUAUGUUAUCAGUUUUAGCAACCGUUAAAUGGUUAACUGACUUUGGAAUGUUGCGACUGACCAAUCAGAAUCAAGUAUUCUACUAAAACUCAAUGACUAAAGCGAAAAAGCAAAUUAAAAUGGUUCACGAUGUUGGUCCUUUUUUGCCACACAUUGUCAGCACCUUAGCUAAUUUUAGUAUACGGAUUCAAAUUGAUUUCUAUCAUUUCCAAAAGAGGACUUUGUAAUCCCACUACAGUACUUUCAUUUCUGACCUUGUUCAUUGUGUGCGUUUAUGCUAAAAUACCACAGAAUUUCCCUCUCUGCUUUUACACACCCAAUAUAAAACUUUGGAAAUCACUGGGAUACUCCUAUGAAUCAUCUAGAUGUGAUUCAUGCGAUGUUGGAAACAAGAGAGUGUAAUCACCACCUGAUGAAAACACUGUCACAAAGGGCUGGGAGAUGUUCUUGCGAUCGCCCUAACUGUCAGAGCACUUACGGUCCCUUAAAUCAACAAACUAACAUUAAACUAAACUAAAAAGAGCACAUGGGAACCCUAAUGAUCAUCCUGUGCUGUGUGCACUUCAAGCCAUGCAUUAAUGUCUUAUUAUGAUUAAUAAAAACUUGCUUAGGCAUCCUGGCUUCGCUUUUAUUUUAUCAUAACAUGACAUGGGAUUGACAGUUUUAAAUGGUUACAGUAAUAAGAAUUUUUCAGGCUUUUUUGUAAAAACUGUUGUCAUACCUUGUUUUAAAUUAAUAAGGAAAUUGUGUUUUUAAGAAAAUCACAUUUGACCUCUUGAAACCAAGAUUUUGUGAGAAUCAAUGUCAAAGUCAGAGAGUGCAGAAAGUUUAAUUUCUGCAAUUGAAAACAAACGUAUAUUGGAAACUCCACACUUCAGAUGUUACGUGUUGCUUCCAAGAACAAUAAUAUUCAAAUUUAAAUAACUUCUAAAGAAAAUGGUGGUCGUAAAUGGUGCUUGUUCAUGCAAAAAUCCCCACCACAAUGCAAGUGUUGUGGGUCUCUUUUAGCUUGUUGCAAUGAGGCUGGAGGGAGUUCUGGGUGCUUGCUUUCUCACCCAAAUAUCUCUGAUAUUCUGGUUGCUAGACAUGGCUCGGGUGCCUCCUUUCGAUCUGAGAACAUUGCAUGUUUGAUCACUUACAAAAAUCUGCUCAAAAUGCAAACUGUGGGUCCAUGGCGCGAUCAUUACAUACUGUAUAAACUAAGCAAUAAAUCAACAAUAAAGCGAGGAGCUUCAAACCAGGUUGACUUAAUAACCUUCAAAAAGUAGCAACUCUGGUAACAUUUUGUUUCAAGCAGGGCUGAACCCCAUAACAGGGUUAAUAAAGCAAGGUAGGUUGGUGAUCUGAACCACUCACACAGGAACCAAAAAUUGAGCAAAACGCUUCUCCAAACAAACACAUUUGCAUGUUUUCCCAGAAUUCAGAUCAUAGAGAGACCCUAAUGCCAACUAUCCUGGGAGGCAAAGACAAUGGAGGUCAUUUCUGUGGCGUCCCUUAAAGGAGACAUCAGAUGAAAAGGUGACCCAGAAAACGUUAAAAAUAAGAACCCAGUAAGUUUGUUUUGGUGUGCCUUUCCCUGCAAGCAUGUGAGAAAUCGAGCCGUUCAGAUUUCGCUCCGAUUGUGAGGUCCAAAGCAGAUUUUAUUAUAAUGCUACCGCCCCUUAAUCUACACAGUUCCACCCACCGCGCUCCGCCAUUGUUGUUUUCACAAGUGACAGCGGUGUACGUGACGCCAUUUAUAUUUUUCUUUACAUUUUUAUGCAUUUGGCAGAAGCUUUUAUCCAAAGCAACUUACAUUGCAUUAUCCUAUACAUUUGUUUCUAAGUAUGUGCAAUCCCCUGGGAUCGAACCCACAACCUUGGCAUUGUUAGCGCCAUGCUCUUAAAGGCUAAAGUUCGUGGACAACAUGCAAUGUAGUCGCUGCACAGAGUCCAAACCUAGGAAGAGACAGGAGUGGAUUUAUUUUAUUUUUAGUGGAAAUCCAUCUGAAUCCAUAAGUAAAAACCUGCUUGUUUGUGCAAAUCACUUCAAACCGGAGUGCUUUUUCAACCUGGGACAGUACAAGCAGGAUUAGCUUCAAAGUUGUUCCUCAAGAGGGAUCGAGACAAACGAGACAAAACUGCCGAUGUAAGUAAUAUUUAUCAACAGUCUGAAUUGUUGUAAAUGUACCGUAUAUAUAGGAGGAUAACGUUAGCAUAUGAUAGCGAAGGGAGCCAAGUAGGGAUGGGCGAUAUGGCCCUAAAACUCUAUCACGAUAAUUCCUGGUAUUUGUUGCGAUAACGAUAAAAAUGACGAUAUAUCCAUAACGCCAUCCACCGCUGUUUUUUGCGUCAAGUGAUAGUAGCUGCAUGUAGUCUAGACCCUCAGAAAAACAAAUAUUAUCAAAAAGUAAAACUUACCCCAAAUCAAACAGCUCCUAAAAUAUACCUACAGUAUUUUUGUAAAUAUAAAAUAUAAUGGUGAGAUUCGACUUCAAAAGGUUGUAGUAAAGAAAAGUUAAAUGAACUAAAGCUCAAUAAACACAUCAUGUCAUACCUAAAACUGUAUAUAUUCUAUUGUUGGGUGGAAAUGAUCGAUCGCAUCGCUGUCAAUCACUCUCUCUUGAACUGUGUGAACCUUCUCUUCUCACAGCAACAUACACUGAAUCUGUCUAUGACUCGCGCUACAGAAAGAGAACAGAAAAAUGCAGAUAAAAGAAAUCUAAUAAAAUAAUCCAUGCUUUUAUACGAUCAUAAACGUAUUUAAAAUAACGUAAUACAAACUCGCAUUUGUACUGUAUGUAAACAGGCAGCAGUGCUGUACACGCUGUGUCGCUAUGAAAGCACAUGUGGGCGCGAGCUGCGCACGGGACGCUCCGUUCAUCCUGUAUAUAACAGGCAAGAAAUCGUACUAAACAAUUUGCACACACGCACAUAACAUCUAACGAAUGUUUAAAUCAAUACUUUUAGCCAAACUAAAUGUUGUGGUGUAACGUAUUAUGACUAUCAACGAAUACUUAACAAACAAAUUAAAUAAAACGAAAGUGAAACUAAACAUUAACUCGGAUGCAUCUACAGUGCCAACCUAAAUGAGAUUUAGAGCUUUUAGUGCAAACUCUUUCUCAGCUUCACGUCCGCCCUCCGCUAUACCCGUUUUCGCUGCACAUAUGAGCUGUGAAUGGGUCUCACAAAGAAAUAUGUCAUAAACUAGAAUUUAUCGUUUAUAUCACGGGAAGACUAAUUCCUAUUGUGUGGGAAAUUUCUACCGGUAUAUCGCAAACGAUAUAAUAUCGCCCAUCCCUAGAGCCAAGUCAGUCACGGGCUAAAUAGAACAUUCAAAGCCAGUGUUAAACUUAACUAAAAAAGGAGUUUAGCUGUAUGAAUGUUAAUACAUUAUGUGCGUUAAUAUGUUUAGCUGCAAGCUGUUUGUUUUGCUAAUGAACAGGGGUGAACACUGGGGUUAGUUUCGCUUUAAACAUCUCAAAUCAUUCGUGCUUAGGCUGAACAGCAAACUAGCUCUCACGUUGUGUGUGUAACGUUAUAACUUGUCAAUGACAAGUGCUAAAAUCCAUGUAAUUCCGCUGAGAUCUAAAGUGGAUUCCGUGGAUUUUAGGUAAGCAUACACGCACAACAUAAGCGCAUUAGCUGUUUGCUGUGACUUAUUUUUUUGUCUCCGGACGAAUGAUUUGAGACGUUUAAGACGAAACUAACCGCAGAGGAAUUCAGGAAAUAUCAUUUAGCGAAACCAUUGCCACUGCAUGUGUGUUGUGUUGACACGCCGGACAGAAGGGGGGUGGGGUUCGCUGUAACUCUUGAUCAUUUAAAGAGACAUGGACCAAAACGGGUUGCUGUGAGCAUAGCUGUUUUUGACGAGGCAAGAAGGGUUUUGUUUACACAGCCAUUGAGUGUUUUUAAGCAAAAUAUGUUCCAGACAUGUCAUGAAGACCCUAAUAAAUCAUACAAUCUUGUUGAAAGUGCUCGUCUGAUUAGACCUUUAAAACAAACUCCAUGGAGUCACAGCAUGCACUCACUGUAGACAGGUCUAUUUUAGUCACAGGCUUCACCACAGUGAGUAACACAGACCAAAGCUUUGGUGUGGACUCAAAUGGCAGCCAGGUUAUCGUUAUUGAACCGCCCAUUCUUCCAAAAAAGCAAAAACACAUCCGGUCAGACUACAGUCCACCACACAAAAAGAAACACAGAACCCCUCUUUUUGCCUCUGAUGUCACAAUUACAAACUUGUCAUCUAUGAAUUUAAUUUUCACAAUCAAAACAAUCAACGUACUGGCAUUUGGGUUUCUUUUCAAACAGACUUCAGUUUAAUCAGAUAUUAAAGGUAACUAGCAGAGCUCUCUGGGUGGUGUUAACAACACCCCACGUGAGUUCUUCUAAUGUAGUAAAGCAGUCUAUUUUUAUUUAUCACUUGACCUAUCCCACUGCAGAUGCAUGUCAUCUCAAUACUUGUGUGACUUUCUCUGAGCUUUAUUUAGACUGGAGAUACAUUCAGGAAUCUGGAUUGUGAACCAAUAAAUACAACACUUUAUUCGCAGCAUGUAGGACAAAGAAUUUGUUUCAUCUGUGCUGUUCUAGAUCCAAUAGUAACUUUGUAACGUGCAUACAGUAACAAACAAAUCUUUUUUUAAGUGCAUACCUGAAUCUACUAUUGACUUACUAAGCACUAAAGCUUGUUAAAUGCUUGGUUAUACAUCACAAGCCAGAUUUUAAGCAUCCAAAAGCAUUUUUAACGUUUUGGAGGACAAUAAAAAUAAUGGCUAGACUUAAAGCCACAAUAUGGAAUAUUUGGAUAGCUAGAUGGCGCACUUUCGAAAUUACAACAAUAAUGACGUUAUGUAGGAGAGUGGAAUCAUGGGACAUGUCGUUUUCACCAUCCAGAGGCGUAUGGAGAUCGCCCAUCAUGUUCACGGACGAGGUAAUGAAUUAAUUUUAUUUUAUGUCAUCGUAAUGAAUUAUCUUGCAAGAAACGUGGAAUGUAAUGCUACGUUAGUCCGCGACUGAUAUUGGACUUUGUCCAUUGAUUUGGUAGCGUAAUGCUACACAGUUUUACGUGUUUAAAACAGUCAUACAGUCGUCGUUUAAAAAGUAAAUUUGAACGAACCCACAGCAUUUACAAGUAACGUUAUUGGCUACGUAUUUUUGUGCGACGUAUACCAUAUUUCAUAGGGUAACUGCAUUCAUAACUAUUCAAAUAAUCUGUGCAUGAGUAUUUCGUGUACAAUAAAAAAAUUGCUUACUUGUCUAUUAAAACACAUGCGAGAGCGGAGUCUCUGUCGAGUCCAAGUUGGUCGCGAAGCUCUCUCCAUUUUUAGAAAACGCCACCCCGAUAUUAAUCCUUGUUUUAUUUCUUUGUUUGUCCAUAAGCCUGCUUGCCUCAUUUGGCCUACGUUUACGUUUUUUGGGGGUUUCCUUUACUCGCCAAAGAGUAAUCGUGAUCCAUAAUAACAGAACAACAGAUGCUGCGUCCCAAAUGCUGUAUAACCACUUCCGCAUUUGCGUGUUGCCGUAGUUUCUACAACCGGAAACUGAGGGUAGUGCGGAGCAGCGGAUAUUAAGUCACUGAUAUGCGACAAAUACAAGGGAGAAAAGGGACGGGCCAUUAUUUUAAAUAGGAAUUUCUCUGGAUUUGCACAUUCUUGGGAACAUUUGGGAUAAUGUAAGUACACAACUGCAUGAAAUAUAUCACACUGUGCAAGUGAUUUUUGGAUAUUUCAUAACAAAAUUCUUCCAUGUUGUGGCUUUAAGUUUUAAAGUCUGAAUUAAGUUAAUUUACAUGCUACAUGCUGGCUGUCUCAAAACCCUGUUAUCUGCCAAACUACACAGCAUGCAAGAUCAGCUACAACAUUCUAUGGUUAUACUGAUCACUGUCGUAAUGGUGAUAUUUUAUUCAAACUGCGAUUACAUUUUCAUUCGACAACAUUAAUGAUUAAAGCAAACGAUGGGGAACUGGGAGUCUAAUUAACUCUGUGUUUCCAUUUUAGAUGGCUAUACUGCAUACUGACUCUGUUUCAAAAUAGUUUCAUACAUAGACAUCAGGAAAUCAUAGCUUAGAAACUAUAAGAGAUCAAGUCAUUACAGGCACACUGAAAUCGAUCGCACGUGUUUCUGUGUGACUGAUCCACAUACAAUAAGAUUUAGGACAGGAUGAGUUAUUUCAGAUCAUAGAUCCCUAAUUUCUCACCUGUCAGAUAUAAUCCAGGUGUCCUCCGCUCAUUGUACACACUUUAGCUGAACUCACAGCACGUAGACGAGUGCGUCUCAUUCUGCUGCCAUCUUGUCCUGAGUCCACACUCCACAACGCGAUCCGCCGCACUUUACACAUCAAAAACGUCGACGGUAGAGCCGAUUGGCGACAGCGACGCAAGGCCAGGACACGUCGGUGAGGCGGGAGCUCUCCUGACGGUAAUACGGGCGGCGGAGCACAUGAUGUGUGCGAGGAGAUCAGCUCUCAGCUGCGGGAGCAUUCCAUGUCUGUUGCUUAUGACACUGCAGUCAGACACGAACAAUCGAGCGACGAUUAGACUGUAGCAAAGACUGUAGAUGAAAACAAGACGCCGCAGUGCUAUUACUGUACACGAGGAAAAGUGCAAGCAUGGACACAGGUGUCAAGACUGGCUGAAAAUAACAAGCACAAUAACAUUUCUCAACCGUUUUAAUUCUUGACAAGCCGGAGUUUUCACAAUUUCUUAUGAAUUAAGCGCUUAAAUCAAUAAUUCCAUGGGGGAGGAGCUCUGUAUGGGGCAUUAUGACGCGCUUGCCAAACUUUGCGCAUGAGCAUUAAAGUAAACUGGGAAAAAAUGAUUAGUACAAAUUGAGUUUAAGAAACAAUGUAUGGUAACGUGGUAACACUUUAGAAUAAUGGUCCGUUGUUAACAAGUAACUAUGCAGAAAGUAAUAGGCAGUACUACAUGAAAUAUAUGGAAGCAUAUGUGUUGCAAAAUUCAAUUUGCAAUGUAAUAUGCAAAAUGGAAAUGCAAUAUUCAAAAUGGCAAUGUAUUUCUGUAUUUAAAUUUACAUUUUCCAUUACUCACAUGUGCAAAGUUUGGUGCAGAAGGAAAAUGAAAUUAUAUUAUUUACAUUUGCCAUUUCCAACAGCAGUCUUAAUAUGUAAAGUGCAUACUUUUUAACGCUUUAUAAGUAGCGAAAUUGAAAUGAAAAUGUAUAACCCAAAUUGAUUUGAUAUGUGUAACGUCCAAGCAAAAAUAGUAGCAAAAUGAUCAUUUAAAUGUUAUUUGUCCUAAAUGCAUUUAGACUAACAGUUAGGACACUUACGAUUGCAUUUUCAUCAUGACGCCGUGGGAUAUUUGUAGCAAAAUUCAGUGCGGCUUUGAAAAUGCAUUCCGAGCUGACCACGCCCACCCUCAGUCAAUCACUGCGUCAAGGCGGGGAUUACUUUGCGUUGUCAUUGGUAUUUGAUAACUGGCGGGAGGGAACAUGGCGAAGUCCGUUCCAGAGCUUCUCCGAGAAGCUGCUCAAGCACUGGAGCGGCAAACUGCAAAUGUUGGCCCUUCAGAAAAUCCAUCGUCUGGUCUGAGCGCGACGCCUCCGGAUCGAAGUGGUGGGACACGUGCAGAGGUUUUAAGAUUGUUUGCACCAUAUUCAAAUUCACGGGGCCGUGUGCCGAAACGUCCCAGCACCGCUGGACCUUCAGCAAAAAAAUCUAAAAGUGUUUCCUACACCCAUCGUUUUUUUUGCCUGUCCAAGAGAAAGGAAUGUGAGGUGCCAAGUCCAUCAGUGAAAAACAAAUUAGAGAGGGCAGGAAUAGGAGAGAAGAGAAUCACCAUUCCAGACAAAUACUGCACUCCUCAGGAGUUUUAAGACCAUCUCUUUCAGCAUUUCCCUAUGUUGAAAGAUUGUGGUGGUUUCCAGCUCUUGCGAUCCAGAGGAUCAACACGUUCCAAAAAAUUAGACACAAUACCCUGUCCAGAUGAUGGGUAUUCCCCUGAGUACCUCUUAAGUGAGUCUGUCAUGGUUGGGCAGGCUCUCAUAUAUAUCAGGCCACUCCAGAAAGAUAUAGAUCUGCAGACUCUUGAGAGUGACCAGCCUAUAUCCUCUGGACCACUGACAGAAUGCUUGUACUGCAACAAGAAGUAUAGCCUGUCAGAAAUACAAGACCAUGUUGAUGUUUGCGAAAAGUUUCAUGAGUCAGGCAAAGUGAUAUCAGAUAGCACUGGCAGUACAAGACAGGAAGAAAUGGCAGCAACCAUGUCAGAGGAUAAUGCUGAAAGGGAGGAAAGGGCCUCAACAUCACUCAAUGCUGUUUUCUCAGCCAGUACCAGCCCAUCAGCGGAGCCUGCCAUUGAAGAGUGGAAGAUUGAACCGGAUCUUGAAUCAGCUGCCCGGAUAUAUCGAAGACAGAUCUUAAAGAAUGCAGAUGACAAACCAGACCUAGUUGUUACACUAGAUCUGCACAGCUGUGAAAAGGAUCGUGAACGAGAAAUGUUAGCUUUUUAUAAACGUCCAAAUGUUGAUUGGACAAGUCCAUUAACUGUAAAACUUAAAGGAGAUGCUGCAUUAGGGGAUGGAGUAAAACGGCACUUUUUCACAUUGAUAAUGGAAAAGCUCCACCAUGGAUUUGAACUUGACAUUGAUAACUGUGGCAAAACGCUGCUCUUCAAUGGCGAAGAUGAUCACAAGGUUCCUUCAACAUCCAGAGCACUCUUGGAUGGUGAUCUGUUCAGAGUUGUGGGAAGAAUGAUUGGACAUACAUUUAUUAAUGAAGGUCCACUCUACUCAGGACUUAGUCCAGCUUUCUUCCCCCUUUUAAGUGGCAGUAAGGACGAUACUCCACUUUUCGAAUUGAAGGACUGUCCUGAUACAGAUGUGAUUGAAGUUGUGUCCCUUCUGGAAAGCCAGAAUGAACUGAAUCAGAAUGAAAUGGAUAAUAUCAACAACCUGGCCAUCAACUGGGACUUGCCAGCAGUCAGCAACAGCAACAGAAGGUGGUUGGCAGAAACCAUUCUCCACCAUGGGGUUAUUGGUCGACGUGAAAAACAGAUCUCUCAGCUGCGGAGAGGACUCAAAGAUACAGGUGUUUUGAGAAUGAUAAAAGAACGACGCAGUUUAACUGCAGUACUGUUUCCCAGAUCUUCUGCACUGCUGAUGGAACCAGAGAUGAUACUUAGGAAAGUCAUCUGGCCAGAACCUGACAGUGAUGAUGAAGCCCCUUUGAACCUGGAGCAAUCUUGUGAUGUUACAGCUUUCUUGCGUGAAUAUAUUCAAACAGGAUCACCUGCUGAACUGUGCGAGUUGCUGAAGUUUUGGACUGGCUGGGCUGUUCUCCCUCAACACCUGUAUGUGGAAGUAUCACCUGACCUAUCACUCCCAGUGGCUUCAACCUGCCUCACAACACUGAAACUCCCUUUAAGAUGCAGAACCUUUCUUGCAUUUACACAAGCAAUGAGAGCCGCAGUUUCAUCCACAAGAUUUGGCUUUGGCCUUAUCUGAGUUGUA